AUGUAACGGCGACUGUUUCUGUACUGUGUCCCUGUGUUUCACUCAUACUGUCCAAUCGUGCUCCCUGCUGGAAAUGUUCGGAAUUGCGAGGAACGACACAAUAACAUAAGUUUCACUUUCAAAACGUCACUAAACUAGGGAUAUGAGAGGAGGAAAUGUCUAGAUUACCGGAAGUGGUAUCGGAGACUGUUUGGGUGCACAUCUAAGACUACGAAUACUUCCUGUACCACGAGUAAUCGUGUACCUUCAACGUUUACAGCUAAGUGUUGCCCCGGAACCUGGUCAGUGAUGGACCCCCUGAAUUUCCUGGAAUCUACUGAGUUGCUGCAGUUUCUCCACUAUCACAAAACGGAGCUGUCCUGCAUCGAGAAGCCGCACACUCUCCUCAGUCAGCUCAAGGACCACAACCUGAUUCCCGAGGACAAACAUAAGAAACUGACUAACAUGAGAAGCAAAGACUACAUCAAAAAGUCCCUCUACGAGCUUUUGGAUUGGUUUGAGAGGGAGCAGUCUGAGCACAUCCACCUCUUCUGGAAAUGUCUUUUUAAAGACGUAGUCAUGAACACGUACCCGUCACUGAAAAUGUUGCACCGCAGCCUCAUGGAUGGGUCUUAUGGUUCUGACACACAGAUUCCCCCACCUGUGGGAAAGAAAGAGACGAGUGACAGGAAAAGGAAUGUGUCUUCUGAUGAUGAGGAGGAAGAUGAGGAGGAAGUUAUCUCACCAAAAAAGAAGAAGAAGCAACAAGAAAAUGGCAGCACGUGUGAUAAGAAUGAGCAGCAGCCUGGUCCGUCAUCUCAGUCCACUCCAGGUCAGAAGCGGAGGUCCAACAGAGUCUCCUUCAGUUCACCUCUGAAGAAAGGAGAAAAGAAGGACAUUUCGUCGUGGGCCCUCUUCAAGUCCCAGCUUCACGUGACCUGUGGAUCCCAGAGUGGGAUACUGAGUAGAGAAAGACUGGCAAAAGGGGAAAAGUGUAUCACAGUUGACAGAAAGUGGUUUACUCCCAGUGAAUUUGAGAAGUUUGCCGGAAAGGAGAGGUCGAAGAACUGGAAGACCAGCAUUCUGUACCGUGGGACUCCACUGGCGAAGCUUUUCCAGGAGGGUCACCUAAAAUCACCAAAUUACAGAAGAAGAAAGCGAACACAAUCAAUGGCGGUCAGGAAAUCCUUGUUCCCUGGUUCUACACUGACAGUGUCUGAGACAGAAGAGGAGGAUGAAGAGGAGGAGGAGCAUGAAGAAGAGGAGGAGGAGGAUGAAGAGGAGGGGCAGGAUGAUGAUGAUGACGUGGAAACCCACAGAGGCAAUAAUUCCUGUGGCAACCAAACAAGUUCUGCAGGUGUCUCAGCUAAAGGUGGAGAGAGUGACAAGCAGGUAGAGCAGAGUGCAGAAGGGUGCCAAGUGUUCACAGUCACAUGUGAAGGUUUAACUGGAACAUUACACCAACGGAGAUUUGCCUCAGGCUCGUGUGGUAAGUGUAUUCGUACGGAGAAGACCUGGUUGAGCCCCAUGGAGUUCACGAAGGAGGCGACGUGUCAGACAGACAUCUCCUGGAGGAAAGACAUCAAGUGUGAGGGAGAACCAUUACAUGCACUCAUCGAGAAAGGCAUCCUGAAGAUCCACUCACGUCUCUGCCCGUGCAGGUUGUGCAGCUUAGAUCAAAAAGAUCUGGACAAUCAGAAAAAUGAUGACGAGUGUUGUGUGUGUAGAGAAAGUGGAAAGCUGGUGAUGUGCGAUAACUCUGAUGGUGAUGAAUGUCAGUGUUUCCUCCUGUGUCUGCUCACCGCUGAGGAAAUGCGAGCACCUGCUUUAAACCCCAGCCCUGAUCCACAUCUGGACAGAGACAACCACAUCCGGAAGAGUUUAGACAUUGUAGCAGACAAACUAGAGAAGAAAAAAUACCAAAGGGUUGGAGAUUUUUUAGAUGACAUCAGACUCACUUUCACUAACUCUGCCUCCGAGAAUCAAGAUAAUCCUGAAUUCCUUGCUUGGCUCAAACAACUAAAGGACUUGGUCAACAUAAAAUUUAAGGCUGUUUUUUACAUUAAUGACGAGAGCGUUGACUGUUUUGAACAGAAUUAA
Messenger RNA from Cynoglossus semilaevis (tongue sole), 2079 nucleotides. RefSeq names its product nuclear body protein SP140-like. Lineage: Eukaryota; Metazoa; Chordata; Actinopteri; Pleuronectiformes; Cynoglossidae. Gene Ontology annotation, cellular component: nucleus; cytoplasm. The record is from RefSeq and is a predicted model, not a curated record. Gene Ontology annotation, molecular function: DNA-binding transcription factor activity, RNA polymerase II-specific; protein binding; DNA binding. Bases 289 to 2079 code for a protein of 596 amino acids. Gene Ontology annotation, biological process: humoral immune response; regulation of transcription by RNA polymerase II. The transcript has 15 exons.